AUGGUCCUUCUAUUACAAGCUGCUUUUUUGCCUCGUCUUGUUUAUUUUUUGAGAACAUCCCCUCUGUUGGAUGUUUCGAUCCUCAAUAGUUUCGACGAUCACCUCCGUGACGCAUUCCAGUCCAUCUUCAACAUAAAACUCGAUCAAAAAAAUUGGUUACAGGGGACGCUGCCUAUAUGUGUUGGUGGCCUGGGUUUGGGUUCCGCGGCUGAGCUGGCACCUUCUGCCUUUUUGGCUUCUGCUGCUGCCACGGUGGCCCUCCAGGAUCUGAUGUUGCCUAGGGAUGUGAUUUACGUCGAUAACUUCAGAUUGCAAGUAUACGACAUGUGGCGCGGAGAUGUGGUUGCGCUCGAAAACCCCUCGCAAAAACACUGGAUCGCCCCCUGUCUUAAUAGAUCAGUUGAUCGAUGGCUGCAAUUGAAUGGCUCUGCUUUUGACAAGGCUAGAAUUAUGGCUGAAGACAAGCCAGACAUACGGCUGUCAACGAAUACCUGGUACGAUGUUUUCAAAAGAGCUGGUAUCCCGGUUAUAAAAGAACCCAUGGGUUUGAUAGAGGAAGGAGCCUUUAGGCCUGAUGGUUACACUAUCACCCCAUGGGCCCAGGGACGAAGACCUAAAAUUUUGCUUAAUUUAGAAGAAAUAGUAUUAAUAUGUUCAGCCCAAGAUAAAUUAUCUGAGAUAAUUAGACCCAAAAAUUUUGUACUGUAA
Helobdella robusta is the source of this 708-nucleotide messenger RNA. RefSeq lists its product as hypothetical. Lineage: Eukaryota; Metazoa; Annelida; Clitellata; Rhynchobdellida; Glossiphoniidae. The transcript has 3 exons. The record is from RefSeq and is a predicted model, not a curated record. The coding region runs from base 1 to 708 and encodes 235 amino acids.